CGUAUUUUUCGGAAGCGGACGAAAGUUGAUACGCACAAGACGUCAUCUGUAUGAUGACGUCAGCCUUCCUAACAUCGGUGCGAGACCUCCUCUAGUUGCUUGGUGACCUUUGACAUCCAAGAUGGCGGUUAGAUGACCCUUGACAGUUCUGCUGUGGCCUGACAGUUGUCCCAGUCAUCAUGUGUGACCAGGAGGCCCAGGAGAAUGAGCUGCUGGCCCUGUCCAGUAUCUAUGAUGACUCUGUCUUCAUGGCAGCAGAAGAUGGGACAGGGGGACAGUUCUGCUCCAUCAUUGAUCUCCCUGAGAACUUUCAAGUCAAAGCACCGGCGCCCCCUGGAGAGUCAGUGAACAAGGCAACUGUCAUUCCAGUCAAGUAUCUCCCUCCCAUCAUCCUUCACUUCCAGUAUCCAGCUGAUUACCCAUCAUGCAGUGCACCACAGUUCACCCUGUCCUGCAAGUGGCUUACCUUACAGCAGCUAACUUUGCUCUGUAAACAUCUGGAUGAACUGUGGACUGAGAACUCUGGGAUGGAGAUCUUGUUCACCUGGGCACAAUACCUACAAGAGGAGGCACUGAGUACCCUGGGGAUAUCUGAUGUCCUGGAUGUCACCUGGAUAGAGGAGAAAGUGAAGCUGAAGAACAAUAGAAGACAAAGGAUUGAUGAGCAAAAGAAUGUUGGCACGGAAAGUACAAAAGAGAGUGGGAUCCUGGGAGCAAGUGGACAAGAUGUCGACAAGGAAAAGCAGGAAAAAGAUGGAGGUGAAGAAAUCGUAAAGAAGCACGGCCAUGGUGGAAGAGACCAUUUUGGAAAGGGGGCAAGGGGUAGGGGUGGACAUCAGUCAGAACAGUCAGCUCAAGAAUGGAAAGGCUACCGCAGGUAUGACAGAGAUGGAGGUGAAAGAACUGACAAGUAUGGCAAUCGUAAGGGCAAUAGCACAAGACAAUGGAGGGAUGGAGAAAGGAGAGGGAAGAAUGUACAACAGGAAGGCAACUGGAGUAAGGCACAGAGGCAAGAAAGGGGUGGCUACAAGAACUCUGGGGAAAGAAAACAGCAAGAAGAAGAGACAGUAAGUUUUUUGAGGACUAGAGAAAAUCAACAACUAAUGGACAACAAACUUGGCAAUGAGGGUGAUAGUAAUGUACCAGACUCACCAGGAACUUUGGAAGAGACAUCUGAAGAAGAGAAGGAAAGAGAGACAACUAAAGAGGUUGGAGACCCAAGAGCGAUCCAAGACCUUGCGUCCCCGUCCCUUCUGGUGCCAGUGAUUGUUGAGUAUGACCAGGAGAGGAGACAGCACAUGUUCAACACCACCAUGUACAACUGUAACGUGUGCUUUGGGGAGAAGCUUGGUGCAGACUGCAUUGGUUUUAAGGGCUGUGACCAUGUGUACUGUAAAGAGUGCAUGAAAGGCUAUUUCCAGGUGCAGAUAUCAGAGGGGAAUGUGCAAUGUCUGCAGUGUCCAGAACCUAAGUGUGAAUCACAGGCACUCCCUUCACAGGUACAGGAGCUUGUUGGAGGAGAGUUGUUUGCUCGUUACGACCGUCUCCUGCUGCAGUCCAGUCUGGAGGGGAUGGCUGACGUGGUGUACUGCCCGCGUAAGUCGUGCCAGUGCCCCGUGAUGCUGGAACCUGACAGUAAGAUGGGAGGAUGUACGGCCUGUCAGUACACCUUCUGUACACUCUGCAAGUUAGCAUACCACGGUGUGUCUCCAUGCAGAGUCAAACCAGACGACCUACGGAAGCUUCGUGAGGAGUACCUGGCUGCCAGCGAUGCAGGGAAGCAGUUUCUGGAGAAGCGUUACGGGAGGAAGGCCAUCAAGCAGGCCCUGGAGGAGACCUUCAGUGAGGAGUGGCUGAAGAAGUACACCAAGGAGUGCCCUCAGUGUGGGACACACAUACAGAAACUUGAUGGCUGUAACAAGAUGACCUGCAUCAAGUGCCGUGCGUACUUCUGCUGGCUGUGUGGCAUGAUCCUGCACCACAGCAACCCUUACGGACACUUCAACAGGCCGGGGUCCAAGUGCUUCAACCUGCUGUUCCAGGGGAUGGAGGGGGAGGCAGGGGAGGAGGGGGAGUUUGAGGAGGAGGGGGAGGACUGGGAUUGGAUCGUGUUUGCAUGAUGGACAGAUGAUUACUGUACAUCAUUUUAUAUUCGCGGUAGCAAAAUUUCGCAGGCUGAGAAAAAUGUUCGCAGAACUAUUCGCGGUGGCCACAGAUGCAGAAUAAGCAAAAUUGGCGAAUUAUGUGCAGAAGUGACUACGAAAACUGUGAAUAUAAAAUUACUGCGAAUAUAGUUAUUUACAGUAUUUGCAGGACUGUUGUGAUUGACGAAUGUGAUUUCUGAUUCACAGAAAAGCUUACAAUAGGAAUGAGCUUUACAAGGUUGCAGAAAGUUAUUGAGAGGAAAUAGCAAUCUUUGAAAUCAAUUUUUGUAGUAUUGGGAAAUAAAUGUAGCUUUACUUCACAUAUAAUUUUUCUCGAGGAUAAUAUGUUUGACAGAAUGUGAUACUUACAAUGAAAAGGUUUUGUAAAACCAUAAUAAUCUGUAGUACAGAGCAUAUACAUGUGAUACUUUAUAAUGUGUACCUAUUAUACUAUAAUUGCAAUUUUUUCUUGUUGACCUUUUGGAAUAUUUACAGAUAGAAUAAGCUAAUGUUAAACAUGUCAUGUCUACACAUUUGUUAACGUGAAUAUUUUAAACAGAAUCUGAAGAAAAU
Messenger RNA from Branchiostoma belcheri (Belcher's lancelet), 2717 nucleotides. RefSeq names its product E3 ubiquitin-protein ligase RNF14-like. Gene Ontology annotation, molecular function: ubiquitin protein ligase activity; ubiquitin conjugating enzyme binding; zinc ion binding. NCBI's taxonomy places the organism in Eukaryota, Metazoa, Chordata, Leptocardii, Amphioxiformes, Branchiostomatidae. The transcript has 8 exons. Gene Ontology annotation, biological process: ubiquitin-dependent protein catabolic process; protein polyubiquitination; positive regulation of proteasomal ubiquitin-dependent protein catabolic process. The record is from RefSeq and is a predicted model, not a curated record. Gene Ontology annotation, cellular component: ubiquitin ligase complex; cytoplasm. The coding region runs from base 180 to 2120 and encodes 646 amino acids.